UAUUCCCCUUAAGCACGGUACUGACUUCAAUCAGCGUUCCCCUCGCAAAGUGAAGUUGUCGCUCUAAACUAAAGUGAAUGUAUUAAAAUGUUACUCUGUGCAUACUCUCUGUGGGUGGUGUCGAUGUGAUAGCUCUUAUUAAACAGAUAAUGCUUAACUGACUGGGAAAAAGAAAACAAAUAAGGCCAGGAUGGAGCUCCCAGUUCUAGACAAGUUUUGCUUCGUGUUCGAUCUGAAGACAGGAUGCAUGGUGAUGGGCUUAGCCAAUACUAUCAUAACCUUCGUGCUGACGCUGCUGCUGAUCACGUUCGCGGUGAACAUCAAGGACAUAUCGGAGGCGCAGAUGAAGAGGGACGAUGUGGAGUACGCCAUGUCCUCCGUGGUGUACACCAUCGUGGUCCUCCUCAUUGUCCUGCUCGUCGUCAAGUUCCUUCUGGACCUGGUCUUCGUAUACGCAGUUUAUAAAGAAAAAUGCAGCCUCCUGAAGAAGUACUGCAUCUUCUGGAUAAUAUUCCUGGUCCUGUACAUCAUUGGCUUCCUGAAGACCCUGUUCCACAUGGACGCUGGCCACGUCAUCUCGCAGAUAAUCUUUAUAGCUGAAAACUUCUACUUCAUCGUGGUGACCAGGAGCUAUUUGAUAUCAAUAAACGAAGACGGUGUCCUGUAAAUAGUUCCUUUUAUUAUUAACAAGUUUCAAAAACCAACAUCUAUGUACUACCAAAGUUAAAAAAUCCGGGAGUAAAAAUUCCAAAAGCACAAUUUGGAAAAUACAUAAUUUUUAUUUAUUUAUCGUGAAAUUCAUGUAACCUUACUUCAGUGAUUUUGUAAGGUUCGAAUAGAUCUUUAAAAAGUAUAAUAUAUGUAACCGAGUUUAGCAAAUUGUACCGAUAGAUGGCGAUCUUAACGCAUAGGAAAUCAAUGUGUAAACUUGUAUCGAAUAGAUUGUUGAUAAUAUAUAUAUUAUACAUACCACUAGAUAGAAUUAUACAUAUCAAGGAUUAUCUUUCUCUCUCCGUACUUUUGUUAAUGAAAAUUAUAAUUCAAAAGUUAAAAUUAAACAAUUACUUCGAGGAUUGAAGAAAUAAAGAACGAAUGUGAGGAUAGUAAAAUAACAUCUGAAUAUUUAUAUGAACGAAAAGAAACAAAGUUAACGGACCAAAGUAUACAGAGAUUCUGUAUAAAAUCAUUAUCAUCUUCAACAAUUCCUUAUAUUUUAUGUAUAAACAUUUACUUUGUAAGUCAAUACUGCAAUAAAUUUAGGAACUGCCAUCAAACAGGCUGGAUCGCAAUGACUUUGUGUUAUAUUCGUGUAAUGAAAAAUUGUUACGCUGUAUAUUGUUAAGUUAAAUGUUGCUAAUUGAUGUUAUUUGUAUAGUUUGUUAAACGUGCGUUAUAAAACUUCUAAUUAAUUAAUUAUUAUUAUUAUAUUUAUCUUUUUUAUAUAAAAAUCAGUUGCUGUUCAUUAGUCUUGUUAAAACUCGAGAACGGUUGGAUCGACUUGGCAAAUUUUGGUCUUAAGUUGUUUGUGGAAGUCCAGGAAAUGUUAGGGCGUACGAAGUUUGCCGGGUCAUAUAGUUUAUUUAUAAAAACACUGUUAAAAGUACACAGACCUCCUGGUCCAAAAACGAAUUGAUUAAUUUUAUAUACAUAGUUCCAAAUACUUAAAAGAAAAUAUUCCUAAAUAAUUCGUCCCAAUCGAAUCAGAUGUUUUUAACUAUUUAUUUAAUUUUGUAAGUAAAAGAAAACAGUUGUAUGGAUUUAAUUUUGUAUUAAGAGUUUAUAAAUGAUAAAGUACAUUAUAUAUUUCGUGUUGUAUAAUUAUAUAUUUAUAGUUUAUUCUGGUUGUGAUGAACUUCCGCUGAAUCGUUUUUAUUGUGUAUACUGGAAUUGUAUAAAUGUAUAGUAAAAUGUUGUUUUAUAUCAUUUUGAUAUGAAGAUUUGUCUUCCAUUUUGUAGAUUUAAGUGAUCUUCAUUUGUUGUGAAGUUUGGGAUUGUAUUAUGUGUUAAGGCUUCAUUCGGUUGUUGGCGAGAACUUUAAAAUGUUAAAAUAACGAUUUGAAAAGUAUUUUAAUGAAUUUUUUUAAUAUGUAAAAUGAGCGAAAAGGUAUUUGUACGUAGGUGUGUUUACAUUCUCUUGAUAUACCGUAUCUAUUUUAUGAAGAUUGUAUUUUAUUAUAAAGACUUCGGUUUUGUGUUAAAAAUUGAGCUUACGUGAUUAUACGAGUUAAUUGAACAGCAGAAUAAAGUCCAACAUGUCCAGUCUCGCCAACAACCGACUUACGAUGUUCGUAUAUAGCCUUCCUUCAAAUAUAGACAUUAUUGGGCUUGAUUAGAUCUCAAUUUUGUAUAACACAUUAAAACUACUUAAUAUAUUGUAUAACAUAUUUUAUAACACCUUUUUUAUAUAUUUAUCAUUUAAACAUGUGAAAUUCUUAUUAUUCAUUUACAUUUAAGUAUAAUUUUUGGAACCAUAUAUUCAACUUAAAUACUUUUUUAUUGACAUUUUAAAUAACAACUGAGAUUCAUAUAGGCAUUAUACGUCAUAUUCUAUUUAUAUUUAUAUCUACUCAAAAUAUAUUUGGUAUUAUUUACGUAAUUUGGACAUGAUAUACUACGGGAAUAGGGUUUCGAUGAAAAAGGAGCUUAUCAAUUUUAUAUUGCACGUGAAUACAUAUCUAUCUGUAUCGUUGCAUAUUAAGAUUGUAUUUGUUUUGAGAAAAGGGCGUUAAACUACGGAUUAAAGUCUCGAGAGAUUUGAAAAAUAAUUAUAUAUUGGGGCAAUAUCACGGGGUCACCGCGUAAUUGAUUUUACAAAGACACUGAUCUGACUUUAAAAUUAUAUAGUUUUAUCUCAUAUAUGUGUUAUAGUAACUAUUAAUAAUAAGCUAUAUAUUAUCGUUUAGUGGGAUGAUUGGUGAAAAUUAAUUAACAGAAUAUGACUGACAAUAACUAUCUUCCAAAUAACCUGAUCUAAAUCAAAUCUAUUUACUAAAUCCUCGUUGGCUAGGGACCUCAUGUGAGAGGUGACUUCACAUACAGGGACUCACAUGAGGAUGUGUGUCCGUGUAUGUAAGUAACAGCUCUGAAAGUGUGGGAGAGCCAUGCUUCGGCACGAAUGGGCCACGGCCUCACAGAAAACCGACGUGAAACAACGCUUGCGUUGUGUUUCGUUGUGUGGGUGACCAAUUCCUUCCCCUUCCCAAUCCCCGAUUUCCCAACAACCCUUAAAUUCCUAAACCUAAAAGGCCGGCAACACACUUGUAACGCCUCUGGUGUUUUAAGUGUCCAGGGGCGACGGCUAUUGCUUACCAUCAGGAGAUUAAGGCUGCUCGUCUGUUCCAUAAAAAAUAAAAAGAAAAAAAUAAGUCUUCUGUAGACGUUACUUCAUCAACUUAAUUUAACCGAAACAUCCUUAAUUUUAUACACGUGUAGAUCGAUGACAGGUGACCCUUUGAACCUCUCUCGAGACUAAACAAAUACUUUAAAAAUAUAUAUCAUUAUCUAUUGUUUUCAUUUCAAUAUACAAUUUAUAUAUUAGUGUAUAUUAUAUGUAUUAAACAACGAUUCUUAAUCUAUCUGUGUGGGUCCCCUUUUGUGUAAUAAUAGGUUAGUGGGCGAUCCAGUAUAUGGUAUAAUUAUUAGCUGUGAUUGUUCUAGUGUCCAUGAACGCAGUAACAAAUGAUGGGAACAUGUUCAUUGGUUGUUGUUGACAUACUCUGCAGUACUGUAAUGUACAAUACAUAAUGCAGAUAUAUGUGCAGGGUGGAAUUAAUGCAGCUUUCGUAUGACUCAGGUAUGUAACAGAUAAGUAAUUGGUAUUUAUGAGUCUGUCCUUUUCCAAAGUUAUUUUGAUAUGGUACAACAUCAAAGGUACACGUAUUAUUGUAUAAUAAACGCUUACUUACACUUGCCACAGUCUGAGUCAACACGACAAUAGUGUACGAAAAUAUUACACCCUGUACAUACCAAAAAGACCAUAAUAUAGAAUGAAUACUUACAUAUAUAUAUAUAUAUAUAAUACCAUAUCAUUGAUUGUAUUUUAAAUACAAUACAAUCCAGGAACAAUGAAUAUCAAAGUUUUAAAUUAAAAUUAUAUAAUUUGACUGACCAGUUAAAGUACUGAGUUUAAAAUGUGACUAUAAUAAUCUGAUUUCAUGGAAUACCCAAAUAUUGCUUAGAUCUGUAUAAAUUAGAUAAAUUGAUGUGUAUUAAAUGUGUGUAGGUACCAAAUAAACUAAAUAACGACAAUAAUACGUCCUUCGCUUUAAUUAGCUAAUAGAAUAUUGUAUUCCUGUCUGUACCUGUCCACUGUUGGGAAGCAAAUAGAUGUAUAUUUUUCUUAUAUAUAUAUCCAAUAAUACAAUAUAUAAUAUACAAUGAUAGGGGUUGGAAUUCUAACCCGUUAAGGCUGAGUACUACAUCUAAUUUUAUCGACAAAAAAAAUAUAUGGGGGUUGAACCCCUAAUUGAAAGUAGUGAUAAAUAGUGAUUUUUUCGGUAAAAAUAAUUCACAAAUGAUUUCUUUUCUCACCAAACAUUAUCAAACAUAUGAAAAAAGUAAUGAAUUAGUUAGCCAAGGUUAUUAGCUACUGUUUGUCGUUUUUUUUUGUUUCUACGACGCAUGCAACCUUUAACAUAACUUUUAGGGGGAGGGGAUUCGACCCCUUCGCCCCCCGACUUUUGUCGAUACAAUUAGAUGUACUACUCAGCCUUAACGGGUUAGAAGUCUCACCCCUAUCACAUUGUAUAUGUAAUAACUUUUACAUAUUAUAGUUACAGAAAUAUUAUUACAUACCUAUUAUUUUUCAGUAUUUUCUAUUUGGUAUAAAAUUUUCUUUUGGCCAUUAUUUUAUAAUCUUGUUUAAUCGUGAAAUUGUGUUAUAAAAGAAGUAAAGUUAUACACAUAGAUACAACUUAUUUUAAACUAUUUCCUACUAUAUAUAUAUAUUAUAUUAUAAUUUAAAAUCUAUUUGCUUCACCUAAAAUCUAAAAAUAUGAGAAUCCCCUGAGCAUCGGUCAUUACUAUAAUAAGUUGUCAGUAUUGCAGAAUUGAGGAGUAUAAUAAUGUAAAAGGGUUUUCUUAUAUUUUAUACUAAAUCUUUAUAAUAUUUACCUACAUAUUGUAACUUGUACUUCCCCUUUACAGUGUACUCUAAUUAUUUGUUAGAAAACGUUUUAUAAUAAAUGUAUAUUAUUAUUGUAUAGUGUGGGUUUACUCAUAUUGGACGUUAUUAAUUGUUAUUUACCAUGUCACCAUUUACUGGGUAAAAACAUAAAUAAUCUUUCUAUAAUUUAUAUACGGUAUAAAUUUGUAUAUGUAUAAGUAUAUUGUCCCUUUCAUACAAUCAAUAAAAGAGGCAUUGAACUCCGUCGUAACUUUAAAUAUACAACCUUUUUGUUGAAGAUUUACUGUUUAUUUGUACCUGUGCUAUUUUAUACGAUAAAUAUUUCAAGUAUAUAUUGUGAAAUUGUGUUGCUAGAAUGUUCAAGAAUGUUCUAGAAAUUUCUGAUUCCUGUUCUAAAGAUUCUUUCUCUGUCUGAUAUGAAGAGGCCCACAUAUUUAAUGUUUGCACAACUAUUGAUCAAUUAUAAACGCUUUAAAUGUUGUAACAAUUAUUUACAAUGUGGAUUGAAUUUAAUUUUAUAGAAAAUUUUGAUGUUUGUGAUCGUUGUACAACGCUUUGUUAAAUGCAUUGAGUAUUUAAAAAUAAAUGAAAAGUUAUAGCUA
Molecule: messenger RNA, 5727 nt
Organism: Spodoptera frugiperda (fall armyworm)
Lineage: Eukaryota; Metazoa; Arthropoda; Insecta; Lepidoptera; Noctuidae
Exons: 6
Coding region: 191-667 (158 amino acids)
Source: RefSeq, a predicted model, not a curated record